Messenger RNA from Meloidogyne enterolobii, 863 nucleotides. NCBI's taxonomy places the organism in Eukaryota, Metazoa, Nematoda, Chromadorea, Rhabditida, Meloidogynidae. The record is from the annotation of a GenBank genome assembly.
UUUUUAUUUUUUGUUAGAUCUAAUUGUUUUUAUUUUAUAGAAGUAUUUUUAAUUAAAAAUUGCUCAAUCCUUAUUUUGAGUGAUCUGGCCCUUCAUAAUGGAUCAAAAUAUUUUGGUGGAUUUACAGAGGUUUGCGAGAGGUUAUCUACUUCGGAAACGUUUUCAGGAUUCUGUUAGAAAUGAAUUGAUUUGUAUUCACAACAAAAUUAGUAACAACAAUUUGCCCGACAAUAUAAAAUUACUCAAAAUUGGUUGUAUAUUAAACAACAAAAAUUAUUUUUGUGUUGAUUCUAACGAAAUUUAUUUAUUUUGCGAUAUUUUAUUUUCUUCAAUGAAGUCUUCUUCAAUUCAAAAAUCGUUUGCUUCUUUAUAUCUUUCAAGUAAACAUAUGGAUUCUGCAUGUAAAGCAACUUUUAGACUUUUUCAAAAAUUAAUUGAUGAGUUUGGAAAAUGCGAGGUCUCAAAGAUUUCCGAUUCUCGCAGAAUAGCUUCUCAAGCACCUCUAAUUUAUAUUUUUUGUAAUUGUUCAGAAGAAACUUGGCCAAUUUUAAAAGGAAAAGAAUCAAUUAUUCCAAUAAUAAAUUCUCUCUGUGCAAAACUACUUUACCCUUUAGCAACAAUAAAUUCUUUAAAUGUUUUUAAGAAAAUUAUUUUUGAUGCCCUAAAAGGAGAUAGAAUGUUGCUUGAUGAAAAAACAAUUGACCAAUUAUUUUUUAUCUCUAUCAGGUUUUUUGAACAUUUAAUUACGGGGGGUUUGAAUCAUCCUUAACGGUGUCCAACUUUGAGGGCCAUAACUCGUUCAGAGUCAUUUUGCAAGAAAAUGGAUAUCACUUUACAAUAGAAAGUCGGAGGUUCUCUAUCGA